This is a messenger RNA of Blepharisma stoltei, 11348 nucleotides long. NCBI's taxonomy places the organism in Eukaryota, Ciliophora, Heterotrichea, Heterotrichida, Blepharismidae. The record is from the annotation of a GenBank genome assembly.
AUGGGCUUGCUUUUGAUUUUUCUCUCCAAAUUUUUCUUACUCCCCUCGAUGAGCGAACAAAGUAAUUUUGUUUGCUAAUGAUGAAAGAGGGCAGGGAGUUAGCCUUUUCUAGCACUUGCCCUUACGAUAGUUGGACCUCAGGUGGAAAUUCUGGUUGCAACAGCUCAAAGUAUAUGAUUGAUUCAAAAAUUUGUGAAGCUUCUUGCCCUUCUUUAUUUACCUCUUAUCAGCAAUGCAGUCCUACAUGCUAUAACUAUUGCAGCAGCCCUACUGGUGCAAACGCAAUUCUAUUUACGCUAGAAUUUUCUACUAUAAAGAAUCUGCAAUUAAAUUAUAUUGUUAGCUCAACUGAUUCAACUGAAAAAUUUAUAAAUCCGCUUUCAAUUGCUUACAACUCCGCAACAAAAAAUUCACCACUCCCAACACUAGAUCGUGGCUUUUAUAUUGUUUUAUGCAUUUCUCUAAUAAUCAACCCAACUAACUUAAAGCAAAUAAUUUACUUUAAAAAAAGAAUAUAAUUGCUAUCUAGGACAAAGGACUGAGUUUGCACUAAAUUUAAUAGAUAGUUAUGAAUUAUAGCAGAAACUGGUGUAAAAAUCUAUAAAUUCAGUUAAUUUUGAUAUAUUUCGCUCCAACAUCAAAAGCAAGUAGCAAUAAAAGUCAUAUCCCUGGCCUCUAUUUUACUCUAAAUUUAUGAAUUAAGUCUCUUGCUAGCGGACAAAUUUUAAAUGUUAUUUCAUCGACAAAUAGCUAUAUACAAAUAUCAGCAGAUCCUUCAAAUGCUUAUACGUUUACAGUCAUAAUAUAUGAUUCUAAUGGAUCUGCACUUUCUGUUUCUGGCUCAAGCUCAGUGCAUUAUACAUCAUAUUGGCAUACAGCUUCAAUGACUCUUUCUCAAAUCUCUUGCAGCGAUAUAAGUUUUACCUUUAGUAUCAAUGGACUGUCAGCUGGCUCUAUAUUAGGUCAUGCAUAUCCCUCAAUAUCAAACCACUUAGUUUGAUAAUAAGAAAUGUAAAAAAUAAAUUGCAGUAUUUUCGCUCUACGCUAUUAAAGCGCGAUUUAUAGUAUGUUUACACAUAGCAAAAAAUUUUAAAUUAAUAUAUAAAAGAGUUAAUAGAAAAAAUGGAUAUCGCUUAAUUAUCGUAGAUAAGUAUGAAUCCAAUUGAAUUCCGCUUUAAAAUGGAUAAACACAAAUGAAUCACCUCAAGCUUAAUUAUUUAUCAUAGGCAUAUAUAUUAUCUAGUAUCGAUUUCGCUAAAUUAAAUGCAUUUUAAAAGAUUUAAUCUGUUAGAGUAACUUAUUUUAGAUAUAAAACAUGAUAUAUCUUAUCUAAAUUUAACACAAAAGCAUCAGCUAAAUUUGCUAGCCAUUUAUAAUGGGGACAUAAAAUAAGGUAUAAAAUAUAUGUAAGCAUGCUAUAAAUCACCUUUUAAUUGCUUAGGAACUAAAAUGCUGCAAUAUCUCUUAUAUUUCUUAUUAUUAAGAUUAGAUAACUUGGAAUAGGGGAGUAGGGUCUAUUAUUGACCAUAUAUUAAUAAAUAAUGCUGAAGUAAGGUAUCCUGGCACCUCUUUUAUAUGAACUUUAGGAGAUGCUGGAAAUUCAUUCAGAGGAUUUAUAUACUGGCUUCAAGCAAGGGCUGAUACAACAGCUUUCUAUGGAGCUAUGAGUAAUACUAUUGAAUGUGUUGAUAAACAAUAUUGGGAUGGGUCAGCUUGCCAAGAUUGUAAUGUAGCUUGCAAUGAUUGGCCUUGGUGUGUUAGAAGCAGCAAUUGCAAUUAUUGUUAUUCUCCUGAUUGUUCGUCUUGCUCUGGGUAUUUAUUAUCAAUGUGCACAGCAUGUGGAACAGGCAUUUCUCCAGGGUGUUGUGAUGUCAAUGGGGCUACAUGCACUCAAACUUGAACUAAUACAGUUUGUAAUGCAGGGAAAUUCCUUAUAGGAGACAUUUGUUUGAAUGCGUGCCCAUAUGGGUUUGGUAACUGUUUAGAUCCCUCUUUAUAUGUGUCUACACCUGUAAUAACAGCAGAUUUUACAGGCCCAUUUGCUGGAAGUUAUGGAACAGCUUGAAUUACUGCUGCAAGUUCUUCAAGCUAUAAUUAUUGGAGUUCUCCAGAAACCUCAGAUCCUUUUCCUGCUAAAAAUAGGGGUCUUUUACUUUAACUCAAAUCUUACUUACUUAGUUACAUAGUUUUUAAGGUGUCUAGUGCCCACACCCCUUAAUGAAAAAGGGUCAAAGCGACAACUAGUGACGUCACCAAGCCAUCUUGGAAUAUGUGGUCAGCCCACACCCAAGCCUUCUAUGAGGCUAGUCGCCAGAUAAAUCGCCGCACAUCUCACCCGGCGCGUUGCCGUCGCUCGUCCAGACUCAGCUCCUGCGCGUGUUCCGCCUAAGGGUCAUCCUCCCGUGGGGACGUGCUGAGAGGUAAAACUCCGAAAUCUUGAGUGCACUGAGGAGUCGUGCCUUUGGUUAUCCCCAAAGUUAAACGACUAUUGCUGUGCAGAAGUUCUCGAGAGAAAACCAACCCAUAAAUAAAAUUCCAUGAGGGAGAGAAAAUUGGCAGAGCCAAUUUCUCUCGAACCGAAUGCCAUUUUAUUUAUACUUUAACUCAAAUCAGUAUUUGGCUGCGUCAAUUGAUCUGUCUUAUACUUGGAGUAUAGCUAUGUGAGUUUAUGCUAUUAGUGGGACAAUUAUCAGUCAUAGUGAAAAUGGUGCAAGCUAUUUUUUUGAACAAAAUCCCUUUGGACAAUAAUCAAUAUUGUAGCCCGAAAUAGAAAAACGAGAAGUAAUAUAUGGCACACUUAAGUACAAAUAAAUAGAAAAAAAUUUUUUUUAGUUAAAUUAAAAUAGUGAUAAUAGCUUUGAUGUUAUAAUUGGGACGACUUCAAUAACAGUGCAAAGAUGAGAUGGAUUAAACCUCUCAUAUUCACUCACAAAUUCGCUAUCUUCAAAUGUCUGGACUUACAUUUCGUAUUCUAUGGGGUUUGUGAAUAAAGCAGCUGCUUUCACUCAAUGAAAAAAUAAUAUAUCAACUCCAGCAUCUACUUACACAAACCGUGUAUUUAGGGUACCAGCUGGAGGAACUUUAUAUAUUGGGAAAGGUUCAACAUAUUUUAAUGGGUUUAUUAGCUAUUUUCAACUUUGGCAAGUUGUGAUUACUGAUUUUUCUGCUGGCUAUAAUCUUUAUGGGUUUACAGGAAGUAUAGUAAAAACUUUAUGGCCAUGCGAUUAUUCUCACUACUAUGAUGGAAUUUCGUGCCAAUCAUGCUUACUCCUGACAUUUUUUAAUGGCAAAGUAGAAAAUUUACUAAAAUAUUUACCAACAGAAAAAGACUCUACUAAAAUAUUUUAUAUAUAUAAAAGAUAGCUUCUUGCACGAUAGGCUGUACAAGAGGAGUAUCCUGCUAUAUUUGUGAUGAUAUUUUAUGCUCAAAAUGCUUGUCAUUCUCUUCAGGAGAUUGCACAGAAUGCAUUGCUAAUGCUUCAGGAUCUCCAUGUUUAUGCAAUUCUGGGUAUUAUCAGCAGCAAAGCCAAGCAGUAUGCUUAUCAUGCUAUAGCGCUUGCAGUAUUUGUGAUGGAGGUGGGUAUCAUCAAUGUAAAAGCUGCAAAAAUGGCUCUUAUUUUCUUAAUCUCCCUAUUUAAUAAACACUUUUUUUUUUGCAGACAACCAUAAUAAUAUGCUUCUGCAAUUUUUUAUUUUUUCAAAAUUAAUUGCAGAAAAAGUUAGUGUGCAAUGCUUAAAUGAGUGCCCAUGAGGAUAUUCUCCAAAUUCUGCAACAAAUAAUUGCGAUUUAAUAUCAGUCUCAUUUUCAAUAUCAUUUUCUAACAACAUUCUCUUAGGAACUAUGUCUGGAGUAAAAGUCGGCUCAUCAAAUUCUAAUUCAUAUCCAAUUUAUGACACUUAUGAUCCAUAUCCAGCUUAUUUAAGAGGCUAUUAUUUCAAUCCAAACAGCUUUUUGCUUACCUCUUUUAUGUUUGCUCCUAAUUUUUCAAUAUAUAUGUGGAUUAAAGCCUUUUCAGAUGGCUUAGUUUUAACCAAAUAUAUCGGUUCAAUUCGACUAGUAGUACAAAUUUUGUCAUCAGGGUCUCCUAUGAUAGAUCUUUUAUUAUCCGAUCUGUCAACUACCAUUUUGGUAGCCGGACCAUCAAGCAUUCUUAACAAUUGAUACUACGUUUCAUUUAGUUGCACGAUUAAUACUGAUGGAACAACUACAGUAAAAUCUUAUAUUGAUGGAGCUCUAAAGGAUACUGCUAUAAGUGCAAAUCCUCUGUACUUUCAAGACAGCCAAUCCGGAGAUUUUUAUAUUGGAAGCAAUUCUCAAGGAUUUUCUGGAUUUUUGUGGAAACUAAAAUUUUUUUCAGAAAAUAGUCAUAGUUUAGACGAUUGGAAGGGCAGUGGGUGUACAAGUCCUUGCACAAAAUGCUCAGUUGAUCUGACAUGUCCAGAUGACUGCCCAUUGUCUAAGUAUUUUAAUGGCUCUUCUUGCUCGGAUUGCAUUACUUCAUGCAGCAAAGGUUGUCGAAAUUCUGAUACUUGCAGACUAUGUAAAACCAAAGAAUGUGCUACAUGUAUAGAAUUUUCUGGUGCAAAUUCCUGCUUAACUUGUAUUACAAAUGCUAUUAGCGAUGGGUCUGGCGGCUGCACUUGUGCCUUAAAUGCUUUCUGGGUAUCUGCAACUCAGACUUGUGAGAUUUGUGACAGUCUUUGCUCGGUUUGCAUAAAAACUACCUAUUUUGAAUGCUCAACUUGUUCUGAGAAUUAUAAAUUAAUUGGUUCUGCGUGCAUAAAUGGCUGUCCAUAUGGAUUUGGAGUAUCUUGUUUGCCAGUGUCUACUCCAGUUAUAGAUCAAUCUUUUAACGGUGAAUUUCAAGGAUCAUAUGGAAUUUUUAGAACAGGGACUAGCUCAGCAACUUUUCAAUUUUUCAAUUCUCCUGAAACUUAUGAUCCUAUCCCUGCAUAUAAGAGAGGCUUAUUUUUUGAUGGGAGCACAUACUUACUUUCUUCAACUGAGAUAUUAAUUUCUCACAGUUUUUCUAUUGGGGCAUGAAUUUAUGUAAUUUCUAAUGGUGAUUGGUUGCAAAAACUAUCUAGGUUAACUUUAUACUAUAAUAAAUUGUAAUUGCAGUGCUCACCAAAGCGUAAAUAAUUCGUCAAAAAUCAUUGCUUUUAAUAUAAUUUUAUUAUAUCUUCAACAGGAGACAUUAAAACAAGCUUAGAAAGCCCUACACAAGUACUAGCUAUUCUAUCCCUGCCUUCAGGCUCCACUAUUAGCGAUUGAGCGUACUUGUCAGUCACUUUUAAGUAUAUUUCUGACAGCACAACUUUAACGAUUUACAUUAAUGGCAUUUCUGCUGCAAACUUGGCUGUAUCUAAUUAUAUUUUUAGAGAUCUCUCUUUGACCAACUUAAUGAUUGGGAAAAGUGAUUCUUCAGGAUUUAUAGGGUUUAUUAAUAAUUUUCAGCUAUGAAAUAUCCCUAUCAUCGACUUCACAACUUAUAUUAAUACAAUGUGCGGCUCUGGCCAUUCUUGUGCAUGGUCCUGCAAUUUGUCUCAUUAUUAUAAUGGAGCUUCUUGCUCAGCAUGCAAUUCCUGCAGUAAGGGAUGUGUUAGAGCAUCCACCUGCAAUAUUUGUAAUGAUGUUUUGUGCUCAGUUUGCACUGGAUUUGAUUAUGGAAAAUGCACUCAAUGUAUAGCCAACGCGAGUGGAGCCCCUAGCUCAUGCACUUGCAAUACUGGAUUUAUAAUUUCUUCGGAUGGAUUUUCAUGUAUGGCAUGCUCAAAUGGAUGCUCUCAAUGCACUGAUAUAACUUAUCAAAAAUGCAUUUCGUGUUUGCCUGAAUUUUAUUUUUUCGCUAAUACUGGGCAAUGCCUAACUGCGUGCCCAUCUGGGUUUACUAUAAAUACAGGGACAAAUACUUGUGAUUAUUUAACAAAUUUGGGGGCUAGUUUGGAUUUAACAGAUCAGAUUAGGCUUGAUACUGUUUCUGGCUUUAGUGUAGGGAAUAAUAAUGCUAACGUCUACCCAGAUUGAUCUGAUAUUAGGAUUAUUAAAGACAGGCUCUAGCCAUAUUGGCGACACAAUCACCAAAGCCUCCUAUAAGGGAAGUCCAUUCAGUUUGCGACAAAUUGCUCAGUAGGUCUAUACGUAACAGUAUAAUGUUUCCUCCUUCCCUUGAGGCUUUAUGAAUGGGGGGGCUUAUGGAUUUCUACAGCUUUACGACGACCGAUUGUAGUAGCUUAAUUCCUGGGAUUAAGUCCUUGGAGUUUAUCAGGUUCCAAAGUGUCUUUCUUUGGCAGCUACAGGAAAAACUGUUCUCUAUGGCCGGGCUAAAAUAUGGUUUCUCGGUAGAGGAUACCCAAGGGCCUGAAGGAUAUUGCUGAGCACCUCCAUUUCCAGCAACAGGUAAGCAACCACAACCUACCCGAUAAACAUUUGCUGAGACUGCAUUUGUUUCUCUGAUUCGAGUUUGUUCCAGUUAUCUUUGGACUUAAGGUUUGGACAGUUAUGCCAAUAAGGCGGGUUGGCACGUACUGCCAUUUUAAUGUAUAUGAUUGAUCUGAUAUUUAUGAUCCAAUUCCUUCAUAUAAAAGAGGAUAUUAUUUUGAUCAAAAAAAUUAUUUAUCUACCACAGUCAUGAUAGCACCAUCUUUCACAAUUUCUAUAUGAGUUAAGGCAUUAGGAGCUGGAAUUUUAAUGACUAAAUAUACGUCAAACGAUAUCCUUAAAAUAAAAAUAGACUCUUCAGGAAACCCACUCCUUCUAAUAGUAUUUUCAGAUUUAUCUGCUGCUACUUUAUCAACUUCUGUUAGCAUAUUAAACAGCUGGCAUUUCUUAAGCUUUACUGGGCAAGUGCAAACUGAUGGUAAAACAAUUCUAAACUCUUAUAUCAAUACAGUCCCAAAUAAUUAUCUUAUAACUACAUCUUUGACUUAUUUCAAGGAUACUCAAAUAGGUACACUUUUUGUUGGAAAUGAUGAAACCUUGGGAAAUUUAGGACUUAAAGGAUUUUUGGCUCGACUUAUUAUAUAUAACUCUUAUGACUAUCAGUUUGAUGAUUAUACAACUUCUUCAUGCAUAUCUGGCUGCCUUAAAUGCCCCUCUAACCAUCAAUGUUUAAGCGAAUGCGCUCUAAAUGAAUAUCCAGAUAGCUGUACAGCUUGUCUGCCAGGCUGUGACAAAGGUUGUGUUAGCGAUUUAACUUGCAGACUUUGCAGAGAUAAAGAAUGCUUAUCAUGCACAACUUUUACAGGAGAAUGCUUAACCUGUAUUUCAAAUGCUUACAAGCCAUCUGAUCACUGUAUGUGUAUUGCGAGUGCUCUAUGAAUUUUUAGCUCUCAAUCCUGUGAGCUCUGCAAUCCAUCUUGUUCAGUCUGUUCUUAUCUUAAUACUGAUAACUGCUUAGCAUGUGCUACUGGAUAUUCCAUGAACUCAGGUAAAUGCGUCAAAAGCUGUUCUUCAGGAUAUUUAAACUCUCCAAUUGGCUGUGUUUUGGCUAAGAAAUUAAUAUUUGAUUUAGACUUAAACACUCUAAGUGGGGUAGUUUAUGAUAAAGCAAGCUCAAUACCUGUAAUAACUGGGUCAUCUGAAAAGUUUUAUCCUGAUUAUGAAGAUGAUGACCCUAUCCCUGCUUAUAUGAGAGGAUUUUAUUUUAAUGGGAAGUCUUCUAUAAUGAGGAUGCCAGAAUAUUCGAACUAUAUGUCACCUAAACUUAUUAUUGCAUCUAUGUUUGCUAUAUCAAUAUGGAUUAAUUCAGAAAUUUCAAAUUAUGCACUGCUAUCUAAGCAUACUUUAUCUGAAGGUUUAUCAAUAAUUUAUGCAGCUUUCGUCAUGAAUGAUAAGCCAGGAAUUUCAUUAAUUAUAGACUCAUCUUCAUUCAUGUAUACCAUGAGGUAUUGAAUUUUACUUAAGAUAUAAUAAUGGAGCCUUAAAACUAUGCUUCUUGAUAUCUUGGUUUUUUUUGGACUGAAAAUGCACUUUUUGGGAUUAUUAUAUUAUUUUUAAAUUAGUCAAAAAAUUAUAUUAUUUAAACAAGUCUUGCAUUAUAAGUCCCACUUAAAUUUCUGAUCAUAUUGAGACCACUUAUAAAUUAUGCAAGAAUCAGAAAGUCUAGCCUUCAAAGCAUGCCAAAUAAAAACUUAUUAAAGUUUAGCAUACAUAUGUCAAACUUCUUUUAACCAUUAUGAGUGAAGCCAUUUAGCUUUUACGUUAGAGCAGCUUGAUUCUGGAUAUAAUAUAUUUCUAUAAAAUGUAUAUGAGCUGCCAAACAUCGACAUUUUUCUAUAUAAAUAUAAGCAACAUAAAAAUAUUAUUUUGCUUAAAAGCAACUAUUCACUUUAUAGAUCAUAGCAUAACUUGCUAUAUAAAUGCAUCACCUAGUCCUUCUGCUUUAGCAGGAUAUGAAGAUUUCCAAGAUAAAAUUUCUCACACGACAAUGACUAUUGGAGCUCAACUAUCAUUAGAUGGAAUUUAUAAUUUCUAUCAAGGCUUUAUAUAUAAAAUUCAGAUAUAUAAUGGCAUAAUCCCAAUUUCGCAACUCUCAACAACAAUCUGCUCAGAAAAUUGUGGGAUUUGUCCUGUAAAUCAAAUAUGCAUUCCUAAUUGCAAAAUUUAUGAAUAUUGAAUCGGUCCAAGCUAUAAUGCAUGCUUUAAAUGUAAUAUAAACUGCAAGAAAAGCUGCAGGGAUUGACGAUCUACUUGCUCACUAUGCGAGAAUCUACUAUGUAAAGAUUGCAUAGAUUAUUCUGCUGCAGGGUGCGUGGCUUGCGAAGAAAAAGCUAUAAACCCAGAAUCUUGCAUAUGUGAUAUUGAUUUUGUGUUGGAUAUUUCUAAUAAAAGUAGCUGCAUCCCAAUAGAGUCAGGUGGAUUUAGAGGCUCAGAUGGACUUUUUUAUUCUUGCCCAGAUCUAUGCACUUCUUGUGAGUCUCUAACAAAAUGUAUAGCUUGUGUAGAAAAUGCAAGCUUAUCAAAUAAUUUAUGUCAUUGUGGCUUAGGCUAUAGUGGUGCAAAACAAUGCAGCCGAGUUGCAUUCUCAGCUAGCCUAAGGGUUUUAUCAGAUAAUUCUUUAUACCUUAAUUUUUCAGACAAUCUUAUCAACCCUCUCUCGUCCUCUGAUUUUACUAUAAAGAUUAAGAACCAUAAAGACUUUUCUUGAAAAAUUGAGCACAAGAAUGAGACAUACUAUUAUAUUUCUUUAAGCUUUGAUAGCAAAGUUUCUAAGGGGACUUUAUUAGUUCUUGAAUUUUUAAAUCUUACAGAAAUCAGAUCAGUAUCAAAUGGCUUAUUAAAUUCAUCUGAAAUUUCUGCAAAUUUAAAUUCUUAUGACCCAGAUUCUUAUUCUUCAACAAUUUCUUCAAUUACUUCUCAAACCAAGGCUGCUACACAAACAAUUGUAGCAGUAUCUGCUGUUUUGUCAAUUAUAAAUCCAAGCGCCAGUUCUUUAUGAACUAUGAUGAACACUCUGCAGAUUCUCAGCUAUUUAACACUGUCAGGGAUACCUUUAUCAGACAAAAUGAUAGCUUUUUUGAACAGCUUGAAUUCAUUUACUCCCCCUCUGUGAGCGAACAGAUCUAUUAAAAAAUCCAUCCUCUGAACAAAAUUUUAUUUAAUAUAAAAUUUUGUCAUGAAAAAAUAUAUUGCAUAUAUAAGUGAUGAUAAGGAUAAUAAAAUCUCUAGCUAAUUCUGUUUAAUUUUAAGCAAUUUGCAUUUUAAAAGAUAAAUUUUGAGUUCCAAUUCUUGCGAAUAGGAGUUUUUAAAAAUUUUGAAAAAAAAUUUAUAUAGCCUGUGAGCUAAAAAAGUUCUUUAUUCGCUUACAGUGGCGGGAUUAGCUUUUUUCCUAAUAUUUUUAUAUAUUUUAUAGAAAAAGAUCAAGGGAAUACUCCUUAUUCUCAAGCUCAGACUUUUGGAUACGAUUCCGAUUUAAUUCUAAUUAAUCAAGGAGAUGAUUUUACAAUAAUUCUGGCAUCCUUGGUGGCUUUUCCUGCGGUUUUCUACUUUUCAAGAUGCUCGCUAUGAUGGCUUAAUAAAAAAUUUAGGAAAGCUUUAAGCUCUUAUAGAUACGCAUUUUAUUUAAGAUUUUGAAUUCAAUGCUAUCUUGAAAUAGGUGCUGCUGCUAGCAUAGGCCUAGUAAAAUUUGGUUAUAGCAACCCUAUCCAAGCUGCAAACAUUGUUUUAUGCAUUAUUUUAUACAUUCCUUUAGCUAUCACUCCACCCUUGCUAUUUUGAUUUUCUUAUAAGAAUAAAAAUAAAAUCAAAUAUAGAGAGAAAGCUUUUAACAACUUAUUUACUCCCUCCUUUAAUUGGAACAAAGAUUCUUGCUCCAAUUUAAAAGGGGUUAAUUUUUUUUUAAAAACAAUUAUAUUAAAUUUUUAAAUUUAACAUAAAAUUUUGAGUUCAAAAAAUUAAUUGAUUUAAUUUUAAAAACUGCUUAAAUAAUAUCCUAACUUUUUCCAUUAAAUUAGGUCAAAAUUAUUUUAUAAAAAUUAGUGUUUAUAAUUAUAAAAUUUUUCUAUUGAAAAAAAUUGCAAUUUGAAAGGGUUUAAAGUAUCAAAAAAAUGGAAAUUUAUCUAUAUUUUGUUCCUACUAAAUGUGGAGUUAGUACAUUUUUUUAUGAAUUUCGAACAGAUAAAGGACUGCUUGCAACACAAUAUUAUUUUCUAUUUUUUGCUAGAAGACUAAUAUACAUUGCAAGUUUGGUUUAUUUAAGGGAUUAUCCAAAAACAGAGGUUACUAUAAAUAUUCUGCUUUCUUUAUCUACUAUUAUGCAUCUAUUUUUCUACUGACCAUUUAGUGAUCAGAUCGUGCAAAUAAGUAAUUUAUUGACUGAAAUAUUAGUUUGGGUUACUCUGGCCAUUUAAGAACGAGCAAAACCAUUAAGGAAAUCCACAUUUUUGGAAAAUUAAUGCCUUAUAAGAGCGAGCAAAAAUAUACAGCCGGGAAUGAGCUAUAAUAUUUGAUAUAAAUUAUUAUUAUGAGAUCUCCACCUAAUUCUAUUAAUUUUGACUCUUGAUUCUUAAAUAUAAAACUUCAUAGCAUAAGUUAAAUUGUAUUUUCUAAAAUAAAAUUUUAUUUUUUAUGGAAAUUUUAUAUAUGAAAGAUAAUUGGUCUGCUUUUAAGAUCAAGCAAAAAUCUUGCUCUCUCUCUUAAAGAGAAGUUAGUAAUGAUUGCUAUUUCAGUAUAUUUAUUUUAUAUAGAUAAUAAAAUAGUUGCCAUUUUUGAAUAUACGAUAGUUGCAGCUGUAAUUACAGUUAUGGGAAUUCAACUAUUUUCUUCAGUUGCAAUUUUUUCAAGGACUAUUUACCAUUUAAUUCGUAAAAAUCUCAAAAAAUCUGAAAACUUAGAGAAAUACAAUUAA